This is a messenger RNA of Chlamydomonas reinhardtii, 1895 nucleotides long. RefSeq lists its product as uncharacterized. The coding region runs from base 266 to 985 and encodes 239 amino acids. Lineage: Eukaryota; Viridiplantae; Chlorophyta; Chlorophyceae; Chlamydomonadales; Chlamydomonadaceae. The record is from RefSeq and is a predicted model, not a curated record. The transcript has 9 exons.
CUCCUGCGUGUAAGCAAGCUUUGUAAGGCAUUUCCCCUCUAAAAACGCAACCCACAAAACUACAAAAGGGCUCUCAUCGAGCCUCAUCCAAAUAGCAUUGAGGUCACAGCAGCGUGCACCCAAACAUUAUAAUACGCAGCAAGUGACUAGGCUAGAUUUGAGCAAAAUGAGCGCGUUAGCUGGCUGUCAACGCUUGCAGAGGAGGCCAGCAUGCGGGGGGCCAAGAACAGCGAGAGCACCAGUUUGGCUAACGCCCAUGCAUCGAAUGGUGACGGCAGCAUCUCAAACCAGGUUCCAAGCCCUGGAGUACCAGACUAGCGAGCUAAAAAAGGACCUUAACAUACUCCUGGACAAGCUAGGCUUUCCACAAAGCGUGCUACCGGGAGAAGAUGAGCGCAAGGCGGCCAUCGACAAAGUGAUUCAGCGGCUGGAGGCUCUCAGCCCCGUGCCGGAGCCGCUCAUGUGGCCCAACGUGCCGGGAGAGGGCGUGCCGGGCGUGUCGCCGCUGCUGCUGGGCGAGUGGGAGCUGGUGUACGCCAGCAACGGCACCGUGGUGACGCGCUCGGCGCCGGCGCAGCUACUGCUGCAGGCCAGCCGCCUGCCGGGCGUGGGCAUCAGCGACAUUACGCAGGUGCUCAAGCUGAACGAGGCGGGGGCACUGGUCGCCAGCAACAGCGCCGUGUUCGGGUUUGGGCCAUUGGGCUCGUGGAGCGUGGGCAUCGAGGGCGUUUGGCGGGACUCUGGCGAUGGCAAGACGGCACGGGUGCUGUUCGACCAAGUCAGUGUGCGGCCAGUGACGGCGCUGGGCCUGCCCGUCCCCAACUGGGCACCACCGCUCACGCUGGCGACGGGCGGCACCACAGGGCCAGGGCAGGGACGCUCCGGGGCAGACUGGAUCACCUCGUUCGUGGACCGGGACAUGCGGGUGGGCCGCGGCCGCACCGGCAACACCUUCCUGUUCAAGCGGAAGGCCUCGCACGCGUAGGAGCUACAGGUUGGGCGGGGGCUUGCCGCAGGGGGCUGCAGUACACUGUUCCGCCAAAGGGCUCCAUGGCGCGAGCUGCGCAUAUGCGAAUGCAUGGAGACGUGUGGUGCGCGGCGCAGCGCACCGGAGGCUUGUGAGCCACAAUGUUGGAUAGGCAUCGAUUGACAGGGCUUACCGGUAGUGGCAGGCAUGGUCUUCCCGUGUGGAGCGCGACCAUCGCUUGCGUGCAGGGUCCGGGAGCCUGGGCUUUGGCAGGCGUGGAAAGGAACUGACGAACCGGUAUCAGGAAGCCGGAUGCAUGCUGGCAUAGGUUGGGAACGCACAAGGCGAAACGGCACCGUGCGUGCAGAAUGUGCAAGCCGUCUGUGCGCCAGUGCGAACGGCGUUACGGUACGUGCCGUAACUGUGUUACCGUGGGCCGAGGCUGUGUGUAUACUGCUGUCAUGCGCGAGGACCUGGUCGGCGCAGAGUGGCUGCACGGUUGCCGGCAGCGUUGUUUUAUGUGUGCUAGUGGGGAUCGGAUCGAGGAGUUUGCGCAUGUUGGCGCUUGCUCUUCCCUGGUCACCGUCGUUAGUUAUAUGAAGUAUAGAUUCAUCGCUGUGAUUUCAUCCGUUGAGUUCCGGACCUAGAAUGGUGCUUUGGAAGGGCGAAUCCUCCGUGCGGGUGAAGGAAGCCCCGGCCCCUGGGGGCAUCCCUUGAAUCACCCUCCCUGUUGGAAUAAGGCCUGUGGCUUGUUAGCGCGGGCGCAAGUGAGUUGGUGUGUGGCUGUGUGCCGUUGGUGGACUGAAUUUCUUGUCGAGACUCUCGUUAGCUCGCGUGGACUCCUGUACCAUGUAGCUGACUGUGCGGACCUGGACAGCUGGGGAGUGUGGGGACUGACUUGAGCAGACUAGUUAACAAUCUUACGACA